This is a messenger RNA of Vicia villosa (hairy vetch), 345 nucleotides long. RefSeq names its product protein SMALL AUXIN UP-REGULATED RNA 51-like. The transcript has a single exon. NCBI's taxonomy places the organism in Eukaryota, Viridiplantae, Streptophyta, Magnoliopsida, Fabales, Fabaceae. The record is from RefSeq and is a predicted model, not a curated record. Gene Ontology annotation, biological process: response to auxin. Bases 1 to 345 code for a protein of 114 amino acids.
AUGGCAGGAACAAUGAAAAAAGUCGACAAGAUUCGCCAAAUCGUUCGCUUGAAACAGCUCAUGACACGGUGGAAACACCUCAGUCUCCGUCGCCAUUCCCUCCGUCCAGAGCCCGAAGAGCCCAGUGUCACUCCUCGACGACAACCGCCGUCCGGCUUCCUCUUCGUCUACGUCGGAUCGGAACGGCACCGUUUCGCCAUCCCCGCUCGGUUUCUCAACUUCCCCGUUUUCGCCGGUCUUCUCGAUGUGACUGAGGAAGAGUUCGGUCUACGAGGUAACGGAGGUUUGGUUCUUCCGUGCGGGUGCAGUUACUGUGCAUACAUAAAAAUCUAUGCACGUGCAUAG